Molecule: messenger RNA, 1586 nt
Organism: Alosa alosa (allis shad)
Lineage: Eukaryota; Metazoa; Chordata; Actinopteri; Clupeiformes; Clupeidae
Gene: xcr1b.1
Product: chemokine (C motif) receptor 1b, duplicate 1
Exons: 4
Coding region: 73-1137 (354 amino acids)
Biological process (GO): chemotaxis; G protein-coupled receptor signaling pathway; immune response
Cellular component (GO): membrane
Molecular function (GO): chemokine receptor activity
Source: RefSeq, a predicted model, not a curated record
GGGCAUCAGUCUUACUGUACAGUAAGACAUCACCUGUAGUCACGUUGCAUCUGUAUUUGCACCAGAGAAGAGAUGAGUGAUCUGAUAGCUACAUCUGAUAUGGUAACUGCAGAUUAUGAGCAGAAUUCCUCAGAUUACUACAAUGAAGAUUAUGAAGAUGAAAUGUGCGUAAAGACAGAGGUUCGGAAGUUUGGAGCGAUAGUCACAACGGUGUUCUUCUCUGUGGUGAUCGUUUUCAGCGUGGUUGGGAACCUAUUGGUCCUUGUGAUCCUGGGGAAGUAUGAGAACCUGAAGUCUAUGACCAAUGCCUUCCUGCUGAACCUAGCCUUAUCCGACCUCAUAUUCACCUUGGGGUUGCCGUUUUGGGCCUCUUAUGACAUCCACAACUGGAUUUUCGACAAAACCGCCUGCAAAGCUGUGAGCUUCAUCUUUGAUGUGGGCUACUACAGCAGCAUCAUCUUCUUGACCACCAUGACCAUCCACCGCUAUAUGGCUGUGGUCCACCCUAUGUCCGUGGUCAUUUCCAGAAAGAGCUUCUAUUGUGUGGUGACAUCUUCCAUCGUGUGGGUGGCCAGCUGCUUGGCCGCCACCCCGGCCCUUCUCUUCAAGACCAGCUAUGUCAAUAAUAAUGACAACUCCUUGCAUUGCGAGUACGAAAGCACCAGAUGGAAACUGGUGGGCACUUAUCAGCGAAAUGUUUUUUUCCUCAUUUCUUUUGCUGUUAUCAUUUUUUGCUACACUCAGAUCCUUCUACGCCUUUUUCGGCCCAAUUCCCAUACCAGGCACAAGACUGUGCGGCUCAUCCUCAUUAUUGUUGUGGUCUUCUUCCUGGGCUGGGCGCCCUAUAAUGUGACCCUGUUCCUGCAGUCUCUGGCUUACUGGCAGCUGAAGCCUUUCGACAGCUGUAAGAUCAACAUCACAGUGGACUAUGUGUUUUAUGUGGGUCGCCUGCUGGCUUUCUCCCACUGCUGCCUCAACCCCAUCUUCUACAUGUUUAUGGGCAUCAAGUUCCGCAACCAUCUGAAGCAGCUGCUGUGGUACUGCGGGGAUACGACCAACAUCCACCGACGCCACAGUCGCCUCAUAUACUCAAAUGCAAGUAUGCCAACUGUUACCUCCUUCCAAGACCAGUUUUGAAAAAGCCUCUAAGACGAAGAAUGGAUCUCAUUCUGACAUUCUGUAAAACCCCCAAAAUGUGUCAGCUGCAGUUACUCAAAGCACAAGUCUAUGCUAUAUUUGCUAACAUGGACCUUCUUUUUGCCAUCCAGGAGUGCAUCUCAUUCUAGUAGUAGUAGUAUAACUUUAUUUAAUUCUCGGAAAGUUCAGUUACAAUGAAGCUGAGAUUACAUGGCCAUAAAUAAAGUUAUACUACAUAGUUAGGAAGAGGAGUUCUGAAUCAUGACAUUGCAUGUAAAACCCCUGAAAUGAGUCAGCUGUUAUCCAAAGCACAAGGGUACUAUAAGGCACAGGAAAGUUAGGAUGAUUCAAAGGCCACACACCCACAGGGGGCCCUCAGUAUGUAAGGGAUGAUGUAUAGAAUGCCGCUGGCGGGCGAGUCAGGGUCCGGUUCGCCCUGUCGGGACUGA